Purpureocillium takamizusanense is the source of this 1524-nucleotide messenger RNA. RefSeq lists its product as uncharacterized. Gene Ontology annotation, biological process: positive regulation of transcription by RNA polymerase II. Lineage: Eukaryota; Fungi; Ascomycota; Sordariomycetes; Hypocreales; Ophiocordycipitaceae. Gene Ontology annotation, cellular component: nucleus. The record is from RefSeq and is a predicted model, not a curated record. Gene Ontology annotation, molecular function: transcription cis-regulatory region binding; DNA-binding transcription factor activity. The transcript has a single exon. The coding region runs from base 1 to 1524 and encodes 507 amino acids.
AUGGGUUCCCAGCCCAUGGUCACAGGACCCAUCCGACUUCGGUGGCUCAACUCUCCCCGAAAGCAGCAACGAAACCAUGCCGCGUCUCCUGUGCAUAUUCGCGAUGGCCCAGAAGCUGUGGAAGCGCUCAUGAACAACUGGUUUGGCCAAGUAUGCCCGGCCUGGUCGGCAUUCGACUCGCCCCUAAAUCUGAAUCGGAAAAUUGCCCUGGAGAUGAUGCACAGCUCAGCAGCCGUGUUCAACGCGCUGCAAAGCAUGUCUGCCAGCUUUCUCUCUCCGAGACUGCCGCAACUAGAGAAGCCCGCGCUUCAAAUGCUUAAAAAGGCGGCGCUAUCGAUCACGGAGGAGGCAAACAAUCUGCGAACAAAGGACAUUCUAGAUUCUGUACCAACCGGCCUGCUGUUCUCACUUUUCUGCCUGGGCACAUCGGUAUGCUGGUUGGAAGCCGGGCGACUGGGUCUGCCAUUCCUGAAAGAGGCUAAAGGCCUGCUCUCUCGCGUCUCUAGCCGGGCUAUUCUGGCAUCAGAUGACCAAAUCGAGACGUUGGCGUUUUUUAGAAAGAGCCUUGUGUACUGGGAAAUGUUGCUGUCGUUCGUGGACGAUUACGAGCCUAGGCAAGAGGACCCCGUCCGUCAGCUUGGUCCUUGUCGCGACACGCCGGGCACAACAACUGAUCAAUUCCUUCAUCCAUGGACAGGCAUCUCAACUCUAAUGUCUCAUCUUUUUACUCUUUCUAUCCGGCUGUGCCGAUCGCAUCGACGUCGGGUGUCAAGGCCGAAGGGGACCGAGAUAGCCAUUGAGGCUGCCAUGGAGGAGGCUCAGGAGGCACAGAAUCUAGAACAGCGACUACUCGAUACGGACUUUUCUGCAGUUUUACCUACGAAUAGCACGGGCGACGAGAAGACCCCCUGGAUGCAUCUUGCAUACGUGGCAGAGGCUUACCAGCUGGCCUCUCUGCUACAGCUCUACUUAACAUUUCCUCAUCUAGUGACCCUUCGCCUGCAGCUUGACCCGGAUAUUGAGGCCAACAGCAAAAUUCCUUGCGACAAAUGGACGAUACCAGUGGCGCUGCGCCUUACAAAGCUCCUGGAACAGAUACCGCCGGAGUCUGGCAGCCGUGUGAUACAGCCGCUGCUGUACAUUUGCGCGAGCACGGGGCUGUGUUUUAACGUGUCUCCCUUGUCGCCAAACAGCUCAACAUGUCAGACCGAAGCAAACGUGACUUGCGAUACAUUGCCCAUAACCUUGGGUGUGCAGGGUAUCUUGGACUACAUCGGCCAGAUGCAGGUGGCGGAAGGGGGCGACACUAUGUCCCAGAUGGCCGUGGAAAUCGGUACGGCCCGCAACUUCAUUUUGCGGCGGCUCGACACUCUGGAAUGCACUCUGCAACCGAGGCCUAUUGCCGUCGCAAAAUUGCUUGUUAAAGCGAUCUGGGCUGCGUACGAUGACGAGCAGGAAGGGUGCGGAUCGCGACAUUGGUUGGAUAUCAUGGAAGCACACAGUCUACGAUCUCUGUUUGGAUAG